CUGAUGAUUAUAAUAAUUAUAACGUUGUAAAUAAAUAUUAGUCCACAACAAUGAUUAACUUCAAGCCGCAUUGUAAAUGGGAAUAAUGCAGCAAAUAACGAAUAGGCCUGUGCCUGUACCACGCUCAGAGUUCAUCCCAGCUUGUCAUCACCACGCCUACACCAACAUUAACAUUUUGAGGGACCAUCUUAAUGUUCAGUAUAUUAUUUCUUCCGUCCGCCUGAGCACAUCGAACUAACAUUAUUGUUUUAAACGUUUGUCAAAUGUUUCCUUCUGCUUAACUCGUUCGGAUAUGAGAGUUGAUUAAUGAUGUAUAAUAUCACUAAUAACUUGCAGAAAUUACAGUUUGUUGUUAUUGUUUUGUUCUUUAUUUAAGUCGUUAAUUAAACAACUCCUAAACUACGCUCGCCAAUUUGUCUCCGAAGUAUUUUUUGGGUACACCGCUCGCAGAUAAACAUCCUCUUCCGAUCCCCAAACCAGAUGGUUUAGUUUAUCAGCAUCGGAGCUUCGUAUCCACCAAUCGCAACGCGUAUACCAGUAUCUUGCUAUGCGACAGGUCGUGCUUAAUGCCUUUCGCAGCCGCUGUGAGCAGCUACUCGCCAAUCUUGACAAGCCAUUAGGAAUUUUCUCUGACCCGCAUUCGCUGUGUCCGCUGCAAUAUUAUCCGUACUCGUCUUGUCUUACCAACUAUGGAUUCCCAAAUUGAGAACGUCGACACGGAAUUGGAAACCACGAUAAAUACUGGGGAGUCGGAUAUCAAUAGUGGCCAUCAGAACCAUGGGCUGCCCCACAACUCAGUUUCUUUACUAAACAAUGUAGACAACAGUCGGCCGUCAACAAUCGUCGGAUCCUUCACGGACGAGGAUGUUAAAGCUUCGCUUGUCAGUUUUUCUCCGGAGCAGGUCGUCUGUGUUUGCGAGGCGCUCCGUCAAGAAGGCAAUGUCGAUCGUCUAGCCCGUUUCUUAUUUUCUCUCCCUGCCGACAAUGCACUACAGCGACAUGAACUGGUCCUCAGGGCCCGUGCAUUCGUGGCUUUUAGACAAAGUCGAUACAAAGAGUUGUACACCAUAUUGCAGAGCUUCCACUUCAGCCCGGCCCUUCAUGUUGAACUGCAAGAUUUAUGGUAUCGGGCGCACUACAAAGAGGCCGAGGUGGCCAGGGGACGGGCGUUGGGGGCUGUUGACAAGUACCGAAUUCGGCGCAAAUAUCCCCUACCCCGAACCAUCUGGGACGGGGAGGAAACUGUAUAUUGCUUCAAAGAGAAAUCGAGGGCCAUGUUAAAGGAUUGUUACAAACAAAACAAGUAUCCGUCCCCAGAUGAAAAGAGGAAUUUAGCGAAACUGACGGGUCUUACUUUGACCCAGGUCAGUAACUGGUUUAAAAACCGUCGCCAACGAGACAGAGCCCCGUCAAGAAGUGAGAUUGAACACAAUAUGAACAAUAUGGAAUCUCCGGAAAUUAGUCCUGAAUCAAAAUUCAUACCAGGGAACAAUGGACUUGCCAGUCCAGCAAUGGAUGUUGGCGGCUCGCACUCUGUCAUCACCUUAGCCAACAAGGAGAGUAAACUUACUGUAGUCAAAACUGAAUUUGACUCGGACUCACCAGAUGAGGUGUGGCAAAACAUUGGCAAUAACAAACAUCCAAACGAGCAGGUGACCUCACCGAUCUUCCCGGUCGCUGUUGUAGCAAGCGACAAUGGAGCGUUCUUCCAGAAUUCUGGCCUUUUUAUGAAUCCGUCCAUACUCGGUUCAGCUCUGGCGUUUUCCUCGAUGAACACUUCUGCAGCGCAGGCGUUCAUGUCAACAAUGGCUAACGCCGCUUUCGCAAAUACAUCGUUUCCGAUACCAGCUACACCAAGCUCGUCGAACAUUUCUCAAACUUCCGGUCUUCUUCCCGUAUCGAUUUCUGCCGCCAUUCCUGCGAAUUCAGCGACAGUCGGCAAUGGUGGAUCACACGCGCCGUUACAUAAUGGCAGCAACGCGACGCUCACGACACUCACGACUGUAACGCCACUUCUGACGUCUGCUGCCGUAAGCUCGAUCUCGCCAAUUUCGCACACUACCGAUGCUUUGCCAACAAUAUCCACCUUGACUAUGCCACAACCGAUGCCAGUGUCGGCUAGUUCGAUAGUAUCGCAGUAGUACCAAAGAUAAUAAGAACAGGUGCCGGUUCACCUGAUUUAUCAGUAAAUAUAUUAUUACCGUACUUCUUUUAAUGGUUGUCUGCUUGUAAGAAUGUCUACUUAAAGUCGUCGAGUAAGCUACGUCUUCACAGCCAACAGAAUAUGAAUGCGAGGAAAGAGCUCAGGAUGUUGUCAUUUUCAACAGGCAUUAUGAUCAUCAAAAUCGUCACGGGCACAUAUAGAACAACCAUUUUAAUGUGUAUUAGUCAGCAAAAACCAACAUUAACGUUUGUUGCUAGUAUGACUCUAUCCAUAAUUAAACUAACAUUACAGCUGCAUCGAUUACACUAACUGCUCUAGACUUAUUUUAUCACAAGUAGUCAUAAUGUUUGCAGAAAAAUAGCAACUUUUGUGUACAGUAUUUAUCGCGAUGACGUCUUCAAAAUAUUGCAGUCGUUGGCGGAUUUUUAUAUAGAUUUUACUCUAGUUAUUUUUCUACUGAAUUAGGUCCAAUAACUGUUUAUCGUUAUAUUUUAUGAGUGUAUUGAUUAUGUGCAUUUAUAAAAUGAAUAUAGAUUAGAUAUUUUAUGCAAUACUUAGAAACAUUCCAAUAUCGUCUAUGGCAUCGGUUUCAGAGAGAAGUAAUUGUAUGGAAGUCUCGCUUUGCACAAAAUGUUCAUGUCAAUGAGUGUGCGCAGUAGAUAUCGCUGUUGAUGGAGUACGGUACUGAGGGUAAUAAGAUGUUGGUUGGUUUGUUCAGUCGACCUGGUUCGGUUUAAAGACUGGGCACUAAAUAUAAGAACAUGUGGCUGUACUUAUUGCUGUUCCGGAAAUGGGAAAAAUAGAGCCAUUUUAUUGUUUCUUAAUCCCCUGCACUGACUGGACGAUGGGCUGAUCUGUUUGCAAAGAUUAGGCCUAAACUACUAAUAUUUAAUGUGUUAUGUUAACGCAUUUUGUCAGCAUUUGUUUAUAUUGUAAUAUUUGUCUAGAUUUUCAUUUAUGAAUCAUAAGCAGGGCUUCAUUGGUCACGUGGAUAAUGGAGAGUUCGUAGGAUAUUUAAAAGGCAAUGGCUAUUGUUGUUACACCAGUCUUAAACGAAUUCAAUGUAUGGAUUGUCCUAAAAAAACAAUAACAUGUAAAUUUAAUAAAUGAGGCCUGAAAAACUAUAAAAACGCCAUUAAUGCCAUAACGUUGUGAAUAUAGAAAUUCAUAGCCAAAUUUAAUAUUUUGUUUAAUAUCGAUAACCGAAUUUAUUAUUAUAGAAUAUAUAUGUAACAUGAUGAAACAGGUUUUUAUGUACUUAAUCGCCUUCGAUAUUAGCUUUACUAUUUUGUUGUCUCCUUAGCUUGUUAUUUCUGGUAUUUUGUUUUAUGGCCAAACAGUUUAGAUUUUAGAUAGAUAAAUAAAUGUAAUGUGAGUUCUCAUUUGACAGAUCUACUUACUUUAAAGCCAAAUACUGUAUAAUAAUGCACAAUUUUCAUGCAAUCAAUUUUAUAAAUUGAAUAUAUUUGUCUAAAGAUAUUACACAAUGCCAAUUGAUUAAUAGGCGACUAAGUAUUAUACUUUGAGAUCGAAUGAUCUAUUUACCACGGUUUCGUGUAUACAGCCCCAUGGUGGGCUGACACUUAGCUAUCGUCUCACUUUGUGAGUUGUAAGAGUAAAUCCGGUUGGAGGAAUUUUGGGAUGAGUCAGAAACUAAAAAUAAAAAUGAACAGUCUUCCAACUGAAGAUAAGAGCUGUCCUAGAAAGAAGUCAACAAUCUGUUACUUGUACAGUUAUUCAAGUGAAUUGCCAACAUAGAAAACGUGGAUGGGUUAUGAGUUCAAAGUAGCCACGUCAAGACGUAGCCACUUGGUCCCGCUGGGUGCUUAUUUUUAAGCAAUGGUGUUAUUAUGUUUUUUGAAUCAGGGAGCAGUCAUGUAGUCAAAGUGCCUCUCCGAAGAAAAAAUGAGAAAGUUUUUAAAGUGUUACAUUUAUAGCAAGCUACAUUUGUAUAAUUGCCAGGCGCGCGUAUACCUGAAUUGUUAAAUAUGAAAAGGCCUUCAAAUAUUCAAAUGCUUUUGCGUUAAAUCAUAUGUCGCUCUAAAUUGCACACUAUGUAUGUUUGUACAGAUAUUAGUGUCCGGUAUGCUACUUGACGAGGUGCUUAAAGCCCGGUUUCCAUAAAAUCGCUACAAUGUGUUUACACUGCGACACGCGUACUGUCCCCGAUUCGGCCGACCAAUCAAGCGUCGCCGAUAACAGUCAACGAUAGCGUGUAGCGAUUUUAUGUAAACCUGGCUAUUACCGCGAAUUUAUGCUAAAUUUGUGCUUCAUGUUUUAUAGGCCAUUUUUAAUUUAACUAUUUUUAGUCUAUUCCGAUGUGUUGAUCAUAGACCGUCCAUAUAGUUAUAUCUACAUAUUUAGUAAUACAGUAUUAAAACUAUCAUGAUGCUCAAGGGUUUAAAAAAAUUAAUAUCGAGGGUAGUGAUAGUAUUUUUAAAAUUUUAAUUACCUGGAUUCGAAUUUUUGAUUAAUAAAGACAUUUAAAAAUAUAAGAAAAGUGGUCAUGAAACCAUGUUAACUCUGGUUGGUUAAAAUAUAUGACAUGUAAAUAUAGUGUGUUUUGUAGAAAAAUAAAAUGUUUAAAAUCAAA
This is a messenger RNA of Anneissia japonica, 4757 nucleotides long. Its product is annotated as homeobox protein SIX4-like. Gene Ontology annotation, molecular function: RNA polymerase II cis-regulatory region sequence-specific DNA binding; DNA-binding transcription factor activity, RNA polymerase II-specific. Gene Ontology annotation, biological process: regulation of transcription by RNA polymerase II. Gene Ontology annotation, cellular component: transcription regulator complex; nucleus. Lineage: Eukaryota; Metazoa; Echinodermata; Crinoidea; Comatulida; Comatulidae. The transcript is spliced from 2 exons. The coding region runs from base 690 to 2141 and encodes 483 amino acids. The record is from RefSeq and is a predicted model, not a curated record.